AUGUCGGUUUUUGAUUUGGACGCCGAGACCAUGGCAGACCAGGAAACCGUUACCGUUGUGAACCCCAAGUUCAUUGCUGUUGAAUCUUCAUGUGCGACCUUGUCCAAGGCGCCACUCUCGGAACAAGGCCCGACCCUGCGAACAGGAACAGUGCCAUCAGACCCUCUCCAUAAACACCACGAUAGCACGUCGACACAAGCAUCAGAGUCGGCCGACUCAUCACCCACCACUACACUCUCCACAGCAGACUCGUCGCCCCUCUCCGACCCCUCACCGUCCUCAUCACCGGAUUCUCCCGUGAACCUCAUCCCUCUUUCAUCCUACCCAGGACCCAGCUUUGGCGGCCUUGGUCUCCCCCAUGCUUACCACACUCACCGUCACCGAUUUUGGCAACGCGUUAGAACGGCCCAUGACCUCGCCGUCGCCAAGGCGCGCGCGCAACAUGAAGGGCCUUUCUAUCCAACCUCCCACCAUCUCCUCGACGCUUCUGUCCGAGCCGGCAUCACCCUCUACUACUUUUAUAAAGCCCAAAAUUCCUCCCAUGAAGAAGCGAGGGCCCUGAAGCAUUCGGCCUCGACACCGCAUAUGCUCACGGGGCUCAAGUCCUCCACCUUUGGACCUUCUGGUGGCAUGACCUUCCCCAAGGUUCUGGAGCGUAAUGAGAACGGGUUAUCCGAGGUCCUACGACCUACGAAAUUAACCAUCUGUGGGCCCUUGAACCCGCCGAUCGCGGAAGAACACUCGCCCAUCAGGACCCAGAUGGCCAACCGCGGCGUUAUUGAUCUGGCGCACCUCAAGGACGAGAGCGAAAACAACGAGGAUCAGAAGUCGCCUGGCUACCCUGAGGGCCCUAUCGCCAUCUACGAGGACAACGUGUUCCUCUACCUGGAGCCAACUGCCGAAGAAGCCUCCAAAUUUGACCUUGUUAUCAAUGUCGCGCGGGAAGUGAAUAACCCCUUCACGACACAGGCUGCGAAGGAAGAUGAUGACGUUAAAAUGGUGAUGGAUCUUGCGCCUGCGCCGGUGGACAACAGCCCGUACCCUGACACGGCCUUGACGGAGGCUAGCUUUAGAACCGCCUUUGAGUUUCCCCUCGGCCGCCAUGACCCUACCCCCAAGGAGCCCGAGUAUGUCCACAUGCUCUGGGACCACAACACUGAUAUUUCGCCCGACCUCAUGCCUUUGUGCGAGCGCAUCGAGAAGACGACCAAGGAGGGCAAGAGGGUACUUAUUCACUGCCAACAGGGUGCCAGCCGCUCUGCCAGUCUCAUCAUUGCCUAUGGUCUUUACCGAAACCCUGAGCUGAGUGUGAACGAUGCUUACUACGCUGCCCAGGCCAGGAGCCGCUGGAUAAGCCCCAAUAUGAGGUUGAUGUAUUGUCUUCAAGACUUUCACAAGGAGAUGUCUAAGAAGAAGCUGAGCCCCAACUCGGCACUUCGCCAACGCUCAGGAAGGAGCCCAACCAAGCACAGGCUGACACUCUCGGCGGAUGCCAUCGACAUGAGCGCAACCACCUCCCCAACUCCUUUAACGGCGCCCCUUCCCGGCGAGGAUGUGGAACAAAACGCGCUCAGCCCCGGCAAAUGCUCCAUGCGCCAACGCGGCAACUCUACUCCGGCCUAUGGAUAUCUCAAGCCGCCGCCAACGCCCGGGUUUGGAGGUUUCAACACUGGAUUCGGUGGCGGCUUUGGCGACAGCUUCGCGCCGCGCAGCUUCGACUCUCACGGCGCGUUUGGCUUCUCGGGUCUGUCGUUCAACCGCCCUGUUGACGGACGCCCCGCACUAUCCUUGUUCCCCGAGAAUUCAUCGGCACCGCGGGAGCGAAUGCAGUUUGUGGAAUCGCCUCCUACACCGACCGAGGACGGUCUCUUUAGCCCGCGGCAAACGAUGUUCCCACGCGAUCCCUUUUCGCCGUUUGGCCGACCACCCCAGGUGGCGGACCCACGAAGCCCGCCUACUAAGGGCGAAACCCCGAUAGUUCGGUCGAUUGACGAGAUUUUAUAG
Parascedosporium putredinis is the source of this 2004-nucleotide messenger RNA. The record is from the annotation of a GenBank genome assembly. Lineage: Eukaryota; Fungi; Ascomycota; Sordariomycetes; Microascales; Microascaceae.